UCUACUGAGAGCAAACAAUUAAUAAUGAUUUAUGUAUUAUUGGUGUUAUUAAUUUCAUGUUUUGAUAGUUAUGUGAAUGCAUAUUGUGCAAUUAAUGUUCCAACAAUUGAUUGCGAUUCCACAUCAACUCUUAGUGAAAUCAAUAAUUUAUUGCCUACAAUACGGGCUGCAAUAACAGAAUUAAAUUAUGCUGGAACCAAAGACACAAAACUUACUACGGAAUCAUUUAAAUUACCUGAAUUACAAGCAUUAAUCAUUCACGAUACAAAUAUUCAAGAAAUUCAAGAAGAAGCCUUUGCAAACUUAGAUUUUUUAAUACAUUUAACAUUAGAAGAAAAUAAACUUUAUUCUGAAAUUCAACCAAAAACUUUUAUUGGCUUAGUCCAAUUAACAGAAUUAACAAUUACUAAAUGUCCAGUAGAAGUAAUUAAAAAAGAUACCUUUCAAGGUCUUGCAGAUUUGGAAACAUUAAAUCUACAAGAUAAUCAAAUACGUGUUUUAGAAGUCGACGCAUUGGCCUCAUUACAAAACUUAAAACGUUUAAAAUUGAAUGAUAAUCAAAUUAAAGAGUUACCUAUGGAAAUUUUUCUUUAUAAAACACCAAAACUGGCGUAUUUAGAUUUACAUAACAAUAAAAUCGGGAAAAUUUCUCAAGAAGAUUUUAUAACAAAUCAAAAAACAAAAAUAGUUUAUGGAGCAAGAUUCAUGCAAAGAUUAUCAACAAUUGAAACAAUUAUUUUGGCUGGUAAUCCAAAUUUUCUAUUACAACCCAAUAAUUUUGAAAUAGAAAGCCUAGUCGAACUAGAUUUGUCUUAUAUGGGUCUAACGAUAAUUCCACAAAGCCACGUAUUUGGCUCCAAACUGGAGCAUUUAAAAUUAGAUCUGAAUAAUUUAACAAAGUUAACAAAUGGUGUUUUUGACAAUUUAAUUAAUUUAAAAAGUUUAUCGAUUAAACAUAAUUUAAUUAACUCAAUAGAUGAAAAUUGUUUUAGUAAUAUGACUGAGUUAACGGAUUUAGAUUUAUCUGAAAAUCAAAUUAACGAAUUAUCAAAAAUAUAUUUAAAAUCAUUGUUAAUCACCGGAAAUGAGAUUGUUAUGAUUCAGCCAAAAACUUUUGCAAAUUUAUUUAGCUUAACUACCCUCGAUUUGAGUAAAAAUAAGUUGCAAACAAUCGAUAAAGGUGUUUUUGAUGCACGAAAUAAAGAUAAUUAUUCAAAACUGACAUUGGUAGUAAUAAAUUACAAUGUUCUAACACGAUUAGGGAAUGAUAGUUUUCUACCAUUAACUCGAGUUACACAUCUUGAUUUGCGUUCAAAUAAAAUAAUGGAAAUUGAAGUGGGCGCUUUUCGUACAAUGGAAAUGGUAGAAAUAAUUAGUUUACGAUUUAAUUUAUUAGAAACUAUACCAAAUGGAUUAUUUACGAAUUUAGCAAAUUUAGAGGAAAUUGAUUUGUAUGGAAAUCGAUUAAAAAUAUUACCAGAUUAUAUAUUUUCAAAUUUACAAUCUGUAAAAUCUAUUAAUUUAAAUUAUAAUAAUUUAAAUUAUUUAUCUCCGCUUGCGUUAAAAGAUAGUUCCGUUAGGGAUUUAACAAUAUAUUUUAAUAAUGUAACAUUUAUUGAAGAUGAGUUUUUUAUAAAUUCCCAAUUGAAACGUUUCGUAUUUUACAAGAAUCCAAUCCAAUGUAAAUGUUAUUUUGAAUUAUUGAAUAUAUUACAAGAAUUGAAUAUUUUUCAAGGGUUUCAUGCACAAUCAAAAACUGGUGACAUACCAGUGUGCACAAAUACAAAUUUAGAUACUUGCGUUAAAGAUCCAAAUUUAAAUUUAGAUAUUUUUAAAUUCUAUUUUCAUAUGAUUAAAAUUACACCAAAACGAUGUAUUGAUCCAGAUCUUUGUUAACAAUAUUAGCUACAGGUUAUUUCAUUAUGAUAAGAAAUAGAAAUAUGGUGAAAGCGUUGUAAAUAUAAAUUUGGUAUUUGC
Molecule: messenger RNA, 1977 nt
Organism: Chrysoperla carnea
Lineage: Eukaryota; Metazoa; Arthropoda; Insecta; Neuroptera; Chrysopidae
Product: carboxypeptidase N subunit 2-like
Exons: 3
Coding region: 25-1896 (623 amino acids)
Molecular function (GO): protein binding
Source: RefSeq, a predicted model, not a curated record